Molossus molossus (Pallas's mastiff bat) is the source of this 3646-nucleotide messenger RNA. RefSeq names its product G-patch domain containing 2 like (gene GPATCH2L). The transcript is spliced from 10 exons. The coding region runs from base 89 to 1549 and encodes 486 amino acids. The record is from RefSeq and is a predicted model, not a curated record. NCBI's taxonomy places the organism in Eukaryota, Metazoa, Chordata, Mammalia, Chiroptera, Molossidae.
AUGAGGUCACGGAGGGAAACCCCGGCGGGGAGUCUCGGCCCCCACAGCGGCGGCCGUUGGAGGUGCCUGCGGCAGCUGAUGUGGCCUCAUGGAUGAGCUGGUACAUGACUUAGCCUCAGCCUUGGAGCAGACAUCUGAACAGAAUAAGCUUGGUGAGCUGUGGGAAGAGAUGGCUUUGAGUCCGCGGCAGCAGAGGCGGCAGCUUAGAAAACGGAGAGGCCGGAAGCGCCGUUCAGACUUCACUCACCUGGCAGAGCAUACCUGCUGCUACAGUGAGGCCUCUGAGUCCAGUCUGGAUGAGACCAUUAAGGACUGUCGAGAAAUGGUCCCUGUCACCAAUUUCAGUGACUCUGAUGACACAGUGGUAGCCAAACGGCACCCAGCUCUCAACACCAUUGUUAGGAGUAAGCAACAUUCUUGGCAUGAAUCUGACUCCUUUACUGAAAAUGCACCUUGUCGACCACUCAGGCGCAGGCGGAAGGUGAAGCGAGUGACAUCAGAGGUGGCUGCCAGCCUUCAGCAGAAGCUCAAGGUGUCAGAUUGGAGCUAUGAGAGAGGGUGUAGGUUCAAGUCUGCUAAGAAGCAGCGUCUGUCACGCUGGAAGGAGAAUACUCCCUGGACCUCGUCAGGCCAUGGAUUGUGUGAAUCAGCAGAAAAUAGGACUUUUCUAAGCAAAACAGGAAGGAAAGAAAGGAUGGAGUGUGAAGCAGAUGAACAAAAACAGGGCUCUGAUGAGAACAUGUCAGAAUGUGAAACCAGCAGUGUGUGUAGCAGCAGUGACACAGGGCUCUUCACCAACGAUGAAGGACGGCAAGGGGAUGAUGAACAGAGUGAUUGGUUCUAUGAAGGAGAAUGUGUCCCAGGAUUCACUGUCCCUAAUCUUCUGCCCAAGUGGGCUCCUGAUCAUUGCUCUGAAGUAGAAAGAAUGGAUUCUGGACUGGAUAAACUUUCAGAUUCCACAUUCCUUUUACCUUCUCGGCCAGCUCAAAGAGGGUACCAUGCUCGGCUGAAUCGUCUGCCUGGAGCUGCAGCUCGAUGUCUCAGAAAGGGGCGAAGAAGGCUUGUUGGGAAGGAGACCAGCAUAAGUACUUUGGGUACUGAGAGGCUAGGCCACAUCAUUAGUGACUCUCGGCAGAAAGAAAAGAAAAAAGUGUUGGCUUCUGAUUUUCCUCACAUUUCUGCUUGUGCACAUGAGUUGAAUCCCCUUUCUCCCCUCUAUUCCCUGGAUGUUCUUGCUGAUGCUUCUCACCGAAGGUGUUCACCAGCACACUGCUCUGCCAGACAGGCAAGCAUACACUUGGGGCCCCCAUGCUCACUUGACAUCAAGAGGAAACGGAAGCCUGUGGCCACAGCAUCUCUGUCUAGCCCAAAUGCAGCAAUCUCACCUGUUCAUGUGGAUGUGAUGGAGCCAACCACACCGGCAUCACAGGCCUCCAAGUCUCCAAACGCUGAGUGGUUGGUCAGGACCUCUGUCACAGAGAAAGCCACUGAUUCACCUGAAGCUACGUUUUUUAAAAUGCCACAAGAAAAGAGCCCUGGAUGCAGCUAGAGAACAGUAGCUCACCCACCAGGAGCCAACGGGGUGUCGUGAAACAAAUAUUAGAUUUUGUAUUAUAUAGUCUUGCAUAUCUUAAUUGAGAUUCCCAGUCUGUUUAUCACCAGGACAGGCUCCUUCUUUUUCAAAGCAGUGGACUCUUUCUCCUAGAAAAUCAUAUUGUGAAAAUCUGUGUUUUUGUUUUUAAAGAAGUGAAGUAUGGGGCAGCAGUUUUUUUUUAAAAAGGUCAUCCUAUGCUAUAUUUGUUACAUUGCUAUUGCUGUCUCAGCAGUUACCUGCAGCUCCGUUCACAGAGCUGUUGCUUUUUUGCAGGUGUGUCUUUUUUCUUGAAAAACUAGUAACUGCUUUUGCAUACUUUUUGUGUAGAGCUUUUAAUAUCAUUUGAGGAAGUUCCAAAUCUGCAGUCAAUUCCAGGCAAAUUGAAGCGCUGAGUUAAGACCUGUGUGUGGAAUUGUGUUUGCAGAAGGUAAGGCUUGCCUUUCAGCCUGGCCUUGAUUCACUCAGAGUGCCAAUAAGAUCAAUCCACCGGGGUCUCAAUUUGGAGCCCCAGAAGUGACACCAGCAGCAUGGGACUUGGGAACUUCUUGCAGUAUUCUAGAUGGCCUCAUGGGAUCACCAGCAGCUGCGUUGUACUUUGCCUCAUCUCCAGAGUUCGUGUUCUACCGAAAGAGGACAUUUUACACACACACACACACACACACACACACACACACAGAUUGGUGUAACAAAGAAGAUGGUUUAACUGUACAGCAGACUUAGAGUAGUCAGUGGAUUGUAUCUUAAUACUUCAUGUUGCAGUGUAAGCCUUUAUAUACUAAACGGGAUUUUAUUGUUAGUUUACAGGUCAAUAACCUGCAGCAGAUAUUUAUCCUCUAUUAUAAUAAUGGCUUCUUGGGGUUGUACUUUGGGGAGGAAAAAUGUCUUUUGACAUGCCUUUGUACUUGGUGUGUUUAUGACAGCUGAGCUGCGCGCAGAGUUAUGUACACAGCCAUGCCUGACGUUGGAUGCUCCUUUGUCAAAGUGAGGAAUAAGUGACUGCCUAGAGCUGCUGGAGGAAAGCCACCCUUUCUAAAGAGGGUUAUCCAGAGUGUCUUUCAUUCAGGGGCCUGAUUGAUAGAAGGGUUCUGUUUUUGUACAAAUUGAGUACACUUUCUCAGAAAUAUACAGAAACUGCUCUGAGUGCCCACUGCUCUGGGAGUGUUCUAGAAGAACUCCCAGUCUUGCACCUGGACAAUUUCUGUGCUUAAGCAGGUGGGAGGGGGACAGAGUCUCCUCUCCCUGAAGGGCAGACGCCCCUUUUUCUCACACAGAAUGUGAUGGUGGGCUCUUUUAUUGUGUUCCCUUUAAAAAGUAUAGCUCUUGUCGGUGGUAGCUUCAGCAUUUCCUUGUCUUUGGGGUUGGUGUGAAUCUAGUCAGAGAGGGGGACAGAAGCUAAGUUUAUGUGGCACUUUUUGUAAGACAGAGCAUGCCAGUUGUCUCUAACAAGGAGUAUGGUGGAGGGGGCGCAAAUGGAGAUUAUGGGGUGAGGAGGAGUGCUAAGGCCAAUGCAGCACCCUGGGAGCCGCCUGGUUCUCGUGCGCUAGUGCAUGUGCUGCCCUUCCCUGCAGGCCACACCCACAGCGUGGGGAAGAUGGCAUGUCGGCACUACUGAGCCGUUAGUGAUGAAGGUGGGUCUCAUUGUCGUGUGCAUUCUUACCUAGUCCCCCUGGUGUCCUGAGGCACACAUUUUUAACAUACCUUUUUGGGUUUGAGGGAGAAAUCCGUGAAAAUUUUACUUUCUUUGCACUAAACUCUGGCUCAUGCAGAGAUUGGUCCUGUGAUCAUAGCUCAUUAAGACCUCCAUAGUUCAGGUAGACUCUUUUCUUCAUGGCAUGUUGCUUGACAGCUCUCCUCUUUACUUGUGAUUAAAACUAAUUUAUAUAUACAACUUGACAUUUUAAAUAUCUCUAUGAUGUAAAGGUAGGUGACUGCUGCCAUUUUAUGGAGACAAGAGCAGUCACAGUUUAGUGACUUGCUCAAAAAUCACAUAAUCUAGCCAGGAUUAAAAUCCCAGACGUGCUCUGCCUUGGGUUAUAAUCUCUUGUUUUUCAU